Messenger RNA from Saccostrea cuccullata (small rock oyster), 1738 nucleotides. RefSeq names its product xaa-Pro aminopeptidase 3-like. The transcript has 8 exons. Gene Ontology annotation, molecular function: metalloaminopeptidase activity; manganese ion binding. NCBI's taxonomy places the organism in Eukaryota, Metazoa, Mollusca, Bivalvia, Ostreida, Ostreidae. Gene Ontology annotation, cellular component: mitochondrion. The coding region runs from base 151 to 1701 and encodes 516 amino acids. Gene Ontology annotation, biological process: proteolysis. The record is from RefSeq and is a predicted model, not a curated record.
GUGUAGAAUUCACUAGCAACCGUUUUCAAAAACCUUGACAUGUGAUGUGAAAGUAGCAUGAACACCACUGUCAUGGAAGUAAUAUAGUGUAGAGGAAUGAUUGAAGUUGGUUCCCACUGACAAGAAGUUGCUGCAAUAUUUAUAUACAGAAUGGGCUCACUAAGGAGAUGUCAUUUGAUUUCCAAUUUUCUAACUCAACAAAGACGAUCAAUGAGCGGUUUCUUGUCGGCAAAACUUCAGGAAGUUCCCGAGAAGUCACUAGGCAUCACAGUGGAGGAAUACAGAAGGAGGCGUCGUAACCUGAUACAGCUGUGUGUGGACACUGAACACAUGAAGAGUAGCCGUAGUCACCUCGUCUGUGUGCCUGCUGCUCCGCGCGCGUUCUACAGUGACAGGAUCAUGUAUCCUUUCAGACAGAAUACAGAAUUCAACUAUCUCUGUGGGUACCAGGAGGCCAACUGUGUGUUAUUUAUGUUCACUGAGCAGGGAAAAGGGGCGGAGAACUUUAAGUCUAUCCUGUUUGUUCCUCAGCGUUUCCAGUUUGAUGAGAUCUGGGAUGGAAAGUUUGAAGGUUUUGACUCUAUCGUAGAGUCAACAGGAGUUAACGAAGCUAGGUUCACUAAAGACAUUGCCAGCUUCUUAUCCCAGUAUGUGAAAGAUAACAGUAAAUUUACUCUGUGGUACAAUUAUCAAAAAACUGCCAACCCCGACAUCCAUAGAUCUGUCAUGGCGGAUUUCAUGCGACAGGGGAAGUAUAAAAAGCUAGAAAAUUACGACUACUAUGUCCAGUCACUCCGAGUUGUCAAAUCAGCGGCGGAAAUCGCACUCAUGAAAAAGAGCAUGGAAAUUACAGAAGAAGCAUUUAAAUCUGUACAUCACAUGAUUGAUGAAUGGAAAUCAGCCAGUCGGAAGAAACAAAAUCUGUUUGAAUAUGAAAUUCAGGCAGUGAUGGAGUACACCUGUCAGUUAAAUGGAGGCCGCCUAGCUUACAUCCCUGUGGUGGCAGGGGGUAACAGAGGAAACACAAUUCACUAUGUCCAGAACAACAAUAAAGUUAAACCUGAGGAGCUACUGCUGAUAGACGCUGGCUGUGAAUUCAAAGGGUACACCACUGACAUCACUAGAGUUCUAAACAUCUCAGACCUAACUUUUGAACAAGAAACCAUCAUAGGUGUUGUACAGCUGAUUCAGGAUACCUGUAUUAAGAUGUGCACACCAGAGUAUAGCAUUAACGACAUCUACAGGAAAAUGAUGAAGAUUGUCGGUGAAUAUGUCCAAGUACUGGGACCGAUGGACUUAGCAGUGAAGGGAAAACCACUUCUUGAGGGAGCAAAUAAAUUCUGUCCGCACCAGGUCGGCCACUAUUUAGGAAUGGAUUUACAUGAUACACCACUCAUAUCUAAAGACAUGAAACUACAGCCAGGAACUAUCCUGACCAUAGAACCAGGAUUAUAUUUACGACCAGAGUAUGUACCAGAUAAGCUGUCCCAGUUUCGUGGAAUAGCUGUGAGACUAGAAGAAAAUAUAUUAGUGACAAAAGAUGGACCAGUCAAUUUAUCUCAGAAUGUGUCCCCUCGAGAUCGGGCCCCACUGGCUUGUGAUACAGAAAACAAUGACGCUAGUAAAAUCAUCGAACAGUUACCACAAAAUAUGUUAUUCCAGGGGAUUAUACCUUAUCUUUUGAAUUAUGUAAAAAAUUAAAUACUUAAAUGUAGAACAAUUUGUUUGUUCCUUUAAU